AUGGUGACCAAAUUAACACCUCUGCAACAGGAGCUGUUGAACGCCCUGGUUGGGUCUGGGAUCUCCAAGCAGACCCUGGUUGAAGCUCUCCGUGAACUCGAUGCCUACCAACCGGUCAAGGGCGAUGAAGGCCAGUGCUCGACCAUCAGCAUGCUCCCCAACGAGGGCACCAAAGCCGAGCUGCUGCCGGUCUCAGGCAACGGCCAGCACCCGGCCAAGCUCUCCGGCGACGAGAGCUCAGAAGACGGCGACGACGACUACGACACCCCGGCGAUACUGAAAGAAGUUGACAACCUCAGCCCCGAAGAAGCGGCCCAGCAAAGAUCAAUAGUAGAACACCUCCUACAGGAGGACCCGUGGAGGGCGGCGAAGAUGAUCAAGUGUUACAUGCAACAGCACAACAUCCCGCAGCGCGAGGUGGUGGACACGACCGGCCUGAACCAGUCCCACCUGUCCCAGCACCUGAACAAGGGAACGCCCAUGAAAAACCAGAAGCGGGCCGCGCUCUACACCUGGUACGUGCGCAAGCAGAGGGAGAUCGUGCAGCAGUUCAGCCAACCCACACAGAAGAUGGGACAAAAUGUGGGUGGGAACAGACAGCAGCUGUUUCUCUUUGCAGACUUCAACAACUCAGCCCAGGGAACAUCGGGGGAAGAACUCGUCGAAGAGCCAGCCAGCAAGAAGAUGAGAAGAAACAGGUUCAAGUGGGGGCCUGCUUCACAGCAGAUAUUGUUUCAGGCCUAUGAGCGACAGAAGAACCCGAGCAAGGAGGAGCGAGAGGCCUUGGUUGAAGAGUGCAACAGAGCGGAGUGUAUACAGCGAGGGGUCUCGCCAUCCCAGGCCCACGGGCUGGGCUCGAACCUGGUCACUGAGGUGCGGGUCUACAACUGGUUUGCCAAUCGACGGAAGGAAGAAGCUUUCCGGCACAAGUUGGCGAUGGACGCCUACGGCCCUCAGCAAACGCACGCAGUGACCCCCUUGACACUCCACAACAACUCACCCCUCCAACCAAGCGCUUUGUCACCCAACAGGUUACACGGAGUGAGAUAUGGGCAGCAAACGGCCAAUGACAUCGCGCCUCAAUCUGUCAGUCACCACGGCAACAGCACCCUGGUGACAACUCACACGAUCCUCCAACCUGUUUCACCUCCGGGACUGGAACCCAGCUCCAGUCUGUUGACCACCGACACUAAACUGAUCGCGACGUCGGGUGGAACGCUCCCUCCUGUCAGCACGCUGACCGCCCUGCAUGGGCUGCAUCACAACCCGCACACUGUGGCCCAACAGACCCAGAACCUCAUCAUGGCUUCCUUACCAAGUGUCAUGGCCAUUGCACCCAGCGACUCAACCUGCCUCUCACCAGCACUGGCUAACGGAGGGGCUUCGGCACUGGUCAUUGGUCUCGCCACGACUCAGGCCCAGAAUGUUCCGGUUAUUAACAGCGUGGGCAGCAGCCUGACAACCCUUCAGCCCCUCCAGAUUCCCCAGCAACUGCAUGCCCACCACCAGCAGCCUCUCAUGCACCAGGUGCAAGGACACAUGGCCCAGAGCUCAUUCAUGGCUACAAUGGCGCAACUGCAAAACCCCACACGGAUUCUUUUUCUUUAUGCAGCUGUUUACAGUCACAAGCCAGAACUGUCGCAGUACCACACCAGCCUCUUCCCACAGACCAUGGUCUUUACGGACGCCAGCAAUCUCAGCAGCCUGACCGGUCUUCCCAUGGCAAAGCAGGUCCUCACGCUUAAUUCAGAAAUCCAGCCAGAAAACCAGAUCCACACAUCCGUGCAACAACUGCCACUUCAAAGCCUCGAUGGUUCCAUUCAACACAUCCACCGGGUUUCCUCUAAUCCUGCGAUUACCACAGUCUCUUCAGGGAGCCUCGUGAUGUACCAAAACACUCAGUCAGUAGACGGUCACACCCACCUGUUAUCGCCCGGUCAAAGCAGCAUCGAAACCUUCAUCCCACACCAGGUGGUCUCCACCGCUCCGUAACCGUGCCAACACGAAGCGAAGCAGUAGCAGAAGCAGACUCUCUCGGAUAAUACAGCGGGAUCCAACCAAUCUUCAGCUGUGUGACCGAUAGUCUUCGAGCAAACAUCGCACGCAGAUUGUACCUGCAUAUUAUUUUUGUCUAAAGAAUUACUUUAUUAUCGAGGGUUGUUUUGAGAGUUGUUGUUGUGCAAUAAUUUUUAAUGAAAAUCCUCAAAUUGUGUAUCGGAUAAUUCAAGAGCUACAUAAGGUGGAACGAGUUUGACACAGGCAUGGAUGUGGUGGGGAGAGGAGAGAACUACACGCCAGAUCCUCCCAUUGUUUAAUGCUCGAGUGAUAUUUAGCAGUCAAACCUGCAUUUUGUGCUGCCAUUUUAUUCACAUAGAUUUUAUAAUAUGAACUUAAUUUAAGCAAUGAUUUUUGACAAACCUCUUCACAUCAAACAUAUAUAUUUUUUUCCUUUUGAUUAUAAAAAUAUAAAAAAAUAUUUAACUCACCAAAUUGUGACAUUGCAGCUCACAUUGUAAACAUUAGCGGUUCACUUAUAAAUUGCAAUAUAUACAGUAUUAAAGUACAUCUUCUUUGUAUGACUGCUGUGACUUUCAUUUUAUUUGAUUGAAUCUCAUUUUAUAAAACGGUGGUACUUCCCCCCAACUCAUCGUAUCCCCGAGUAACUCUUGCCUGACUUGGUAUUUCUGGCCCAGAGGGUUAAAAAAACAAGAACGGGAUUCAUGUUACCUGAGGAUUUCAACCUUUGACCCAGAGGUUUUUUGGCUUAUUAGUGCACCGUGUCUACCAAUGAGGGCAAAGGGUGAAGGUCAAAGGGCAAAUUACCAGCAUACUUCCCCCAGAUCAAUAGUGAGCCACGUUUAAGGACACAAUCCCAAUACAGGCAAAUGUGAUUAGUGUAGAUGGGGGGAAAGGUCAGCAACGACAUGGAAGGCCAAAGGUUUCUGUGCUCGUAAGUUCAUAUGUCAAAGGAACAGGAUUAGGCCAUUCGGCCCAUUGAGUCUACUCCACCAUUCAAUCAUGGUUGAUCUACCUUUCCCUCUCAAACACAUUCUCCUGGCUUCUCCCCUUAACCUUUGAUGCCCUUAUUAAUCAAGACUGAUUAAAAGUGCUGUAUAACUCGGGGCGGCACGGUGGCGCAGAGUUAGAGUUGCUGCCUUACAGCGCCAGAGACCCGGGUUCAAUCCUGACUGCGGGGUGCUUGUCUGUGCAGAGUUUGUAUGUUCUCCCCGUGACCUGCGUGGGUUUUCUCCAGGAUCUCCGGUUUCCUCCCACACUCCAAAGACGUACAGAUUUGUAGGCUGAUUGGGUUGGCGUCAUCGUUAAUUAUCCCUCGUGUGUGUAGGGUAGUGUAAGUGCGCAGGAAUUGCUGGUCGGCGCGCACUCGGUUGCCUGAAGGGCCUGUUUCCGCGCUGUAACGGUAUACUAAACUAAACUGCAUGACGCUAAUUACAAUUAGAUGAUUCUGAUGGCAUGGCACAUCUUCUAAUGUUCAAAAUUUGACGACAGAUGGCGCAAUGGGCUAAGUGUUCGGCUGGCGACCGGAAGGUAGCCGGUUCGAAUCCCGCUUGGAGUGCAUACUGUCGUUGUGUCCUUGGGCAAGACACUUCACCCACCUUUGCCUGUGUGUGAAUGUGUGUGAGUGAUUGGUGGUGGUCGGAGGGGCUGUAGGCACAGAUUAGCAGCCGCGCUUCCGUCAGUCUGCCCCAGGGCAGCUGUGGCUACAGAAGUAGCUCACCACCACCGAGUGUGACUGAGGAGUGAAUGAAUAAUGCGAUGUAAAGCGCCUUGAGUAUCUAGAAAGGCGCUAUAUAAAUCCCAUCCAUUAUUAUUAUUAUUAAAAUCAGGUUUCAAAGCAGACACUCGGAACUCCAUCACUACAAGAGGCUACCAGAAGAUCAGAGGAAACACUUCAAGGAUGUUUUCAAGGUCUCCUUGAAAAUAAUAUUGAUCCUCACUGAUUGAUCUCUGUGGGAAUAUCCGGCAUAGUUUAGGUUUGAGAUACAGCCUGAAAACAGGCCCUAUGGCCCAGAGUCCACAU
Messenger RNA from Leucoraja erinaceus (little skate), 4039 nucleotides. RefSeq names its product hepatocyte nuclear factor 1-alpha-like. NCBI's taxonomy places the organism in Eukaryota, Metazoa, Chordata, Chondrichthyes, Rajiformes, Rajidae. Gene Ontology annotation, molecular function: DNA-binding transcription factor activity, RNA polymerase II-specific; RNA polymerase II cis-regulatory region sequence-specific DNA binding. Gene Ontology annotation, cellular component: nucleus. The transcript has 10 exons. The record is from RefSeq and is a predicted model, not a curated record. Gene Ontology annotation, biological process: liver development; insulin secretion; pancreas development. Bases 1 to 1992 code for a protein of 663 amino acids.